AUGUUCAAAAUGAUGGAGAACUACUCCAGUCGGUUGGAAGAUCAGGUGCGGACUCGAACGGAGGAACUGGAGAAAGAGAAGAGGAAGAAAGAAAUUCUCAUUUGUCGCAUGCUGCCUCCAGUUGUUGCAGAAGCGUUGAAGGCAGGUGUUGCAGUAGCACCUGAGACCUACGAUGAGGUGUCAAUCUACAUUAGCGAUAUUGUUGGAUUUACGACCAUCUCUGCAAUGUCCACACCAUUACAGGUUGUUGAUCUUCUUAAUGACCUGUACACACUGUUUGACAAGACGAUUGCUAACUACGACGUCUACAAGGUAGAAACGAUAGGAGAUGCAUAUUUGGUGGCUUCAGGACUGCCAGUCCGUAAUGGGCGACGCCACGCGGGUGAGGUAGCCAUGAUGGCUCUCGACCUGCUUAGUGCUUGUGGGACUUUCACCAUUAAGCACUUACCGAAGGUGCCCUUGAGGUUACGCAUCGGUCUGCAUAGCGGACCUUGUGUUGCUGGUGUCGUGGGACUUACUAUGCCACGUUACUGUCUUUUUGGCGAUACCGUUAUCCGAGCACUACAAUUGGAGUCAUCUGGAGCCGGUUAG
Messenger RNA from Echinococcus granulosus, 591 nucleotides. RefSeq names its product Guanylyl cyclase GC-E. The record is from RefSeq and is a predicted model, not a curated record. The coding region runs from base 1 to 591 and encodes 196 amino acids. Gene Ontology annotation, molecular function: guanylate cyclase activity; peptide receptor activity. The transcript is spliced from 4 exons. Gene Ontology annotation, biological process: intracellular signal transduction; receptor guanylyl cyclase signaling pathway; cGMP biosynthetic process. Lineage: Eukaryota; Metazoa; Platyhelminthes; Cestoda; Cyclophyllidea; Taeniidae.